UUUUUGAAUCUUGACCAACUGAAAAAAGACGGAGGCCAGGCGAAAAUGGGUUAAGGCAGGGAUGUUAGAGGCAGAAAAGGCAGUUUAGAGGGCUGGGGUUACCAAUUAGGGUUAGCGGAAUCCAAUUUGAGUUGGCGUCUCCUGCGGUGAUGGUCUCAAGUCGCAACCAGAGGCACACCGCUUGCUGCUGGGAGUCUCCUGCUGUUGCCCAUUCAUUCUGCUUCUGUCAGUUGCUUCUGUCAGUGUUUCCUGGCCACCACGCUUUUUUCGCCCCCUCCCCUCCUUCAGUGGUUGUUGCUGCUUUCUCGCCCGCCUGUUGGUCAGUCGGGAAGACUCGAGUGACUGAGCCUGUCUACCUUUCGAGCCAGUGUUCAAACGGAAAAAAGAGCUAGAGAAAGAGAUAGAGGCUUAGUGUUGUGUGAGCCGUUAGUGAGAGUGAGGGAGGUUGAGAACGAGUGAGAGGGUGAGGGAAAAACCAAUACAGUGCAAGACGGAGAAGUCCUGGAUAGGCAGGAUACGGUAUUUCUGUUACAGCAGAAGACAGGACUACAGUACGGGUAGUGCAAGGGUCUUGUGGUGAAAGACCGAGAAAAGAGACCAAAGAAGUACAGUACCAACCCACCCUGCACUCGCCGCAUUCACUACACUCCCCACCUCUCGCCAUCCUCCUUUUCUCCCAGAGUUCAUAUCCAACUGCAAUAGCAUCCAGCACUCCCAACGGCUGGGCCCUUCAUUACCAUCUUUCCUCUUCCUUUCCAUCAAAAUUAUCGGCCCCCCUUUCCUCUUUUUUUCCUCCGACAUUAGGGUUGUUAUUUUGCUUCCCGUUCCGUUCGUUCGUUAGGAUCCUUUAACCCGUGUUUCUCUCCCUGCUUAGGGCAUUGCGAUACUACAUUCUAAGGCGCUCCGCUCUUUCUAUACCCCCAACGCCGAUACCGUACGUGAGAGAUACGCACAGGUUUCCAUAUACUGUGCGUAAAGAUUAUCAAAUCGAUACCUUACUGCUCCUUCACAAUUUUUUUAUUCGGAUCGUUAUUCCGGACCUCCGGUCACAGAACAUCGACAUAUAAAUUGUUCUCAUGGAGCCGCCAACAGCACCUCAUGUAAACCUCCCACCCCGAAGGCAUCGUUCCCAGCAACAGAUCCGUGGUAUGGACAUAUCGACAUCAGCAUCAUCAGGGUCGAUGUCACAACCUUCCCAUACACGUACUCAUCGUGAGAAUCGUCUUGCCCCCUAUUCUACUAUUGGGCAGUUUUCCCUUGCCCCUACUACUCAGACUACUGUGGUUACUACAACUACAACAACUACUACGUCCUUUCCACAACUUCUCAUGAGGCCUCCUAGAAAUCUAAACGAGUUGGACCCCAAGGAGUUUCCCCUAGCUGCUGUACCAACACCAUCGAACCUCAAGAGAUUUUGUUUCGAUCUGAAUGGGAAACCCACCCACUUUCGGGAGACGGAUGACCCGGAGCAGUCUUUGAGAGAGUUGGACAUGCUUGUACAUGAUCUCGAUCGGAGCAACGGCCUCAUUAGAAAAGUUGUUCGAGGAGAGGAACGCGUGCAGGUCCAGAACCCUUUAACGAGUCCGCCUGCAUCAGCCACCCUGCCUACGGCCUCCCAUUCUUCAUCGAGUCGGAAACGUCCCGCCUCCCCGGUAUCGAUCUCGGAGGCAGCCGAACGCGUAUCCUUGUUACAGAAAGGUAAUAAACGCCGACAAACAGGAAGACCGAGGUCAGGUAUACCCUCUAGUAAGGCCAAUACACCUUCACCCAGAAAGUGUCUUCGUUCAAGUCGUAACACUACUCCAGCCACGCCUGUGGAAAUCAAUCCUCCUACUACUCACGCUCCUAGGCCUGUCCGUCCUGUUCACCAGCAAUUAAGCCAGCUGCAAAAUUCUCAAUUAUUCACCACCGUUAAUCUCACACCGAAUCAAAAUCAUCAACAAGAGACCCCACUGACUUUGUCCCCACAGUUGGGGGUAAAACCGUUGGAUUUGGAAGCAGAAGACUUGGAGAUGGGCUCAACGCCUACCCCACAAGAGGAUCUCGAGUUGGAUGAUGCUGAAUCGGAUUCAACCAUAAUACCUACAACCCUGUCACCUGAUACCCAACAUGCGGCGAACGAUAACGUUGCUGUCGGGUCUGCUCAGCCACUGAGUCUUCCAAGUCCAAGUCUAAGUCCUGUGACUGCCGCCUUGACUCAUGGAGGUUAUUUCUCGGCGAUGGAUACUGAUGAAAUCGACUCACCACUUGAGCUGCCGCCCAGCGAGGAGGAUGUAACUGACGAGUCAAACCAAUUGAUGCUGAGUCCGCAAAGACAUAUCAUGCAACCACAGACCCCUCGAGAACAAUAUACUCCUGGGUUGAUGGAAAUUCCAAAAAUGCUGGAUUCCUUUGAUGCUAUGCCUUCUGCCGUCAAAACUUACGUUAUGUAUCAGCUUCUCCGCCGAUGUUCCAAGAGCACACUUCAAACGGUUGCAGAAGUGGUCAACCCUGCUCUCAAGUGCGACUUCCUUACCCUUCUGCCCCCAGAACUUUCCUUAAACAUUAUCAAGUAUCUAGACAUCAGGAGUCUUUGCAAUGCUGCUCAAGUAUCAAAACGUUGGAGGAUCAUUAUCGAUUCUGACGAGUGGACAUGGAAGAAACUUUUUGACAACGAUGGGUAUGUGCUGGGAGACGGUGAAUUGGAUAGGGCCAUACGAGAGGGUUGGGGUUUCCAGGAUCCACAAGGUGAUGAUGACUGCGAGAGAGAUGUCAACGCCGGGACCAGAUCCAAUUGUUGUGCCCCCCCGACUCUUACGACCCCGCCACCGCAUGGAAGGCAAAAGAAGAAGUUCAACACCAGAGCGAAUUCCAAGAAGCAGCAGAAGAAGCGCGAAGCCGUUGAAACGCUUGGUAAGGAGGAGUUUAACGAGGUUAUAUUGGAGAUUUACUCCAACUCUGUCGGCCCUGUUGCGGCUGCUAACGCUGCGGAAAAAGCUGGCUCCAAGGCUUUGGUGGGGUUACAGUCGCUGAGGAAUCUACACCUGUUUAAGUCUAUCUAUCGAAGACACCACAUCAUCCGCCGUAGUUGGAUACGACCGCAGGUGAAGCCGAGGCAUAUAUCCUUCCGUGGCCAUCAGAGACACGUGGUUACUUGUCUGCAGUUUGACACAGAUAAAAUAUUGACGGGCUCUGAUGAUACCAACAUCAACGUGUACGAUACCAAUACGGGAGCGCUGCGAAACAAGUUGGUGGGGCAUGAAGGUGGGGUUUGGGCUUUGCAGUACGAAGGUAAUACCUUGGUAUCUGGCUCAACAGAUAGAACUGUCCGAAUUUGGAACAUCGCCGCUGGUGAAUGCACCCAGAUUUUCCAUGGACAUACUUCGACCGUCCGAUGUCUGCAGAUUCUCAUGCCAACUAAGAUUGGCGUUAAGCCAGAUGGUAAAGAUUUGAUCAUGCCGAAAGUACCGUUGAUAAUUACAGGAUCUCGGGACUCAACGCUGCGAGUAUGGAAACUUCCUAUGCGUGGCGAUAAGCCCUAUCUACCGGGAGCCAGUCGGGAUGCGAACGAUAACGAUCUUUUCCUGAACCCUAACAACAAUCCGUACUUCAUUCGCACCCUCUCAGGCCAUCAGCAUUCUGUUCGUGCGAUUUCAGCACAUGGGGAUACGCUUGUGAGUGGCAGUUACGAUUAUUCUGUCAAGGUCUGGAAAAUCUCCACCGGAGAGACUCUGCAUACACUGCGGGGUCAUGUUCAGAAAGUCUAUAGCGUGGUGUUGGACCAUAAACGAAACCGCUGUAUUAGUGGAAGUAUGGAUAACUUGGUCAAGGUCUGGUCAUUAGAAACUGGAUCUGUGAUUUACACUCUUGAAGGCCACACCCAACUAGUUGGCCUGCUUGACUUGAGUCAUGAUAGACUUGUCUCAGCUGCCGCAGACUCAACAUUAAGGAUUUGGGAUCCAGAGACUGGGAACUGCAAGCACACACUCUCAGCGCAUACUGGAGCGAUCACCUGUUUCCAGCAUGAUGGGCACAAGGUUAUUUCUGGUUCGGAUAGGACACUCAAAAUGUGGAACGUUCAAACUGGCGAGUUCAUUCGUGAUUUGCUGACUGACUUGAGUGGUGUAUGGCAAGUCAAAUUUAAUGAAAGGAUUUGUGUGGCUGCCGUCCAGCGUGACCAGGUCACUUACAUUGAGGUGCUCGACUUUGGUGCUGCACGGGACGGUAUCCCCGACGACAAGCGCGGCCGUAGAAUUGUCGUUGACAGGAGCGGUCGGGAGAUACCCGAUGGAAACGACACUAUGGAUGAAGCUGGCGACGAUUUUGAUUGAUUUGCAAGAGUUUCACAUCGGUCGUCGUACCUUUUCCUUUUUUCUCUCUCUUUCUCCUAUCUCUAUUAUCAAACGCUUAAAUGCAGAGCUGCAUAGUGGCUGAGUAUGUCGAGGCGUGAAUAAGGUUGAUAAAAAGCGCCUAUCUUGGUUGAGCUUGGGCUACAAAAAAAGCAGGGGUUUAACUGCCGAAGUAGAAGAGCAUUGCGGGAAUUAUUUUUAACAAUCCUCCCCUGAUUUGGCCCCGUAUUAAACAAGUCCCUUUGUAUUUCGUUACAUUUCGAUUGACUUGGUAUUUCCUAUACCUUUCACGAGCAUUGCUAUGGCUUUUCCUUGAUUCUUUUUCUCUUCUGUUUUUUUUUUUUGGGGGGGGCGAUCCGGUAGCUUAGGGCCGUUGAUGAAUUCCUUUUGUUUUCCCGCCUUUAUUAUUUCUUCUCUCGUACCUUCUCUACCACGUUUCUUCGGUCUUGCAUUUGGUUUUUGCAUUUUUUUUUGCACAUAUACGUCUCGUUCUUGCUCCAAAAAAGGGUUGUAAUUUUUGCGCUUCUUUGCUUUUGGGUUAAUUUUCUUGCUGGUUCAGACAUUUCUUCUUUUGACUUUGAGGCUAUAGGGAGAUAAUGAGUAUGAGCUGGGAAAGGAUGUAUAACUUGUUUGUGUCUGUCUGGCGCACAAGUUUGGAGUUAUCUUCUCGCACUCAUCUUACACAGUGGGUUGGUUUUUGAUACCUGAGAAUGGUAUUCUCCAAUGCACGAGAAACAUACAUGGGUUGGUGUUCUCUUUUCUUGCCUCUUUUUGUCUAUUAGCUUCUGGUUUGGAUGGUGGGGUUUCUGGGAGAUCAAAAUUGUAUGUACAUGAGUCGGGAAAAUGCUUUUUCAUUUCCUUUUCCA
This is a messenger RNA of Tuber melanosporum (Perigord truffle), 5194 nucleotides long. RefSeq lists its product as uncharacterized. Lineage: Eukaryota; Fungi; Ascomycota; Pezizomycetes; Pezizales; Tuberaceae. Bases 1077 to 4310 code for a protein of 1077 amino acids. The transcript is spliced from 4 exons. The record is from RefSeq and is a predicted model, not a curated record. Gene Ontology annotation, molecular function: protein binding.